AUGGCGUCCCGCGGGCAGGGCCAGAAGGUGCAGAAGGUGAUGGUGCAGCCCAUCAACCUCAUCUUCCGCUACCUGCAGAAGAGGUCGAGGAUCCAGGUGUGGCUUUACGAGCAAGUGAACAUGCGGAUAGAAGGCUGCAUCAUCGGCUUUGACGAGUACAUGAAUUUGGUGCUGGCCGACGCAGAGGAGAUUCACUCCAAGAUAAAAUCAAGGAAACAGCUGGGCCGGACCAUGUGA
This is a messenger RNA of Cygnus atratus (black swan), 237 nucleotides long. Its product is annotated as small nuclear ribonucleoprotein E-like. Gene Ontology annotation, molecular function: RNA binding. Gene Ontology annotation, cellular component: U1 snRNP; U5 snRNP; U4 snRNP. The record is from RefSeq and is a predicted model, not a curated record. The transcript is spliced from 5 exons. The coding region runs from base 1 to 237 and encodes 78 amino acids. Lineage: Eukaryota; Metazoa; Chordata; Aves; Anseriformes; Anatidae. Gene Ontology annotation, biological process: spliceosomal snRNP assembly; mRNA splicing, via spliceosome.